GAAGAACUCGCAAACUGUGGUUAAGCUCUGCCCACCAUAUUCGGCAAAUUUCCCGUUCGAAGGAUUGGAUUGCCCAUGGAUUUCCUAUUUAAGAAUCAAAUUAAUAUAUUCGAACCUAUCUUCGCUGGUGUGCAGCUUUAGGAUCGUCUCCUGAUGUGUACAAUCGGCCCAGCAGGAUAACAUAACUACUCUCACAAUAGCGCCACUUCGGGAUAGCAGACAUGGGGCCAUGGAGAUUCAGAAAUAUAAGUGACACACGACUUCCUCGGACCACCUUUCCUCCAUGGUCAGACAGUUCAAUGCUACCUUCAUAAUGCAAGUGACACUGUUCUAUACUCUGGCCCUCUGGGCACCAACUCUUGUGUCAGCUCAGCUGUCUGGGUCUGUCGGGCCUCUUGUGGACUUCCAGACCAAAGCAAAGAAUAAAACCUGUGAUAUCACCGAGUACGGCGCUGUCGCAGACGGUAAAACCGACGUCGGCCCGGCUAUUCUCGACGCUUGGGGUAACUGCUCAACUGGAGGUCUCAUUUACGUACCCCCCGGUAACUAUUCGCUUGCAACAGAUCUGGAACUCAAGCACGGUGAAUCCACGGCCUUCCAGCUGGACGGUGUAUUAACGCGCGGUCAUGAGGGCUCCUACCAAUUGAUUCUUGUACGCGAUUGCCAUGACUGCGAGUUUUUCAGUGGCAAUUCCCAAGGCGCGGUCCAAGGAUACGGAUACGAAUACCUUCAAGAUGGAAAUUACGGUGAACGACUCUUCCGCUUCCAGGAUGUCAGUGACUUCUCGGUCCAUGGCUUUGCUGCGAUCGAUUCCCCCGCGUACUACUUUGUCUUCGAUACCGUUUCCAAUGGGGAGAUCUACAAUCUUCUUGUGCGAGGGAUCGCUGACCUAGGUAUGACGGAUGCACUCGAUAUAUGGGGCCAGAACGUAUGGGUCCAUGAUAUCGAGGUUACCAAUGGCGAUGAGUGUGUAACGGUGAAGUCUCCGGCCUCGGACUUUCUAAUUGAGAACAUCUACUGCAAUCUGAGCGGAGGAACUGCCAUUGGGUCUCUGGGCACUGGCACCAACAUUUCCGACAUCUACUACCGAAACCUUUACAUGAACCAGGCCGACGCCUGCUAUCUGAAAACCCACAACGGUGAUGGAAUAGUCAAGAACAUCGUCUGGGAGAAUGUUAUCGUGCACGGAGGCCCUUAUCCCCUCGCUGUGAAUGAAGCCUGGGGAAAGGACGUGGGGUCUACAGGGGUUCAGGUUCAGAAUCUGACUUUCCGCAACUGGUACGGCGAAAACGUCGCUAACAGCCGGCCGGUCAUCCGAAUCGAGUGUGACGAGGACGUCCCCUGUUACGACAUCACCCUUGACAACGUGAAUUUGUGGACCGAGGACGGAGACCAUGUGGAAUGGUCCUGUGCUAAUGCGUACGGCUCGGGUGCUUGUUUACAAGAAGCGAAAGACACCGAUGAUCUAGCGACCUAUACUACGGCUGUUCCCGUGACUGCAACGCCGUCUUAUUCUGCUGCACGGAUGCCCGGUGAUUUUACCACGAAUCCUCCGUCUACUACUCCCUUUACCAUUCCGCCCAUGCCCUCCAGUUUCUUCCCCGGGGCAACCCCUAUUUCGACUCUGUUGAGUUUGAGCGGUGCAGGGGGUCUGUGAGUGAUACAGUGGUGGUUUCCGGGAGAUGCGUGGUAAUAAUGGCAGUCAAUAUGGACAGAUGAACGUCUUGAUUAUUCGAUCAAUAUAUUGUGAAAAUUUAAUCCAUACUUGUUACAUACUCUUCUACUCCUCUUUCUUCAUCCCGCGUCAGC
Molecule: messenger RNA, 1809 nt
Organism: Aspergillus pseudotamarii
Lineage: Eukaryota; Fungi; Ascomycota; Eurotiomycetes; Eurotiales; Aspergillaceae
Product: RGase C
Exons: 3
Coding region: 284-1657 (457 amino acids)
Biological process (GO): carbohydrate metabolic process
Molecular function (GO): polygalacturonase activity
Source: RefSeq, a predicted model, not a curated record